This is a messenger RNA of Penicillium chermesinum, 699 nucleotides long. RefSeq lists its product as uncharacterized. The record is from RefSeq and is a predicted model, not a curated record. The transcript has a single exon. Lineage: Eukaryota; Fungi; Ascomycota; Eurotiomycetes; Eurotiales; Aspergillaceae. The coding region runs from base 1 to 699 and encodes 232 amino acids.
AUGGAAUGUACCAAAAGGGGGAAAGCACCAAUUCCUGAAGGCGAACAGUCAGUCAGCAACGCAAGAUCCGAAGCAGUGGGAAGGCGGAGCAAUAAGCUACUGCCAUAUUGGGGAGGGUGGGGGUUGCCAAGUGAGCACAUACUUAGAUCAGGGGUGCAGCGCGGAGGAGGAGCAGAGAAAGAGAGCGAACGACCUGGAGGGGGGGAACUACGACGGUUUAGUACUUCUCCAGCCAAGUCCCUGGACACAGAUUGCCGCCCACCCCCGCGAGUGGAUAAAGCCUUACCUUCAUUACCUUUCCGGGACCUGCUUCGGGUAAAGCGCGCACAGCUGCCGCAAGAGGAUAGCGCUGCCGCUUGGGCCGUGCGGGUUGGGAAUGCGGGUUCUAGUACUCCGUACGUUUGUCCUUGGCCUCUAGCCGCAAGAACGCAAGACCCUGGAGUCUUUGUCUUCGAUGCACCUUUUAGAUCCCUCGAAAAGAGCUCUCAGGCUACUCGAAUCUACGGGUCAUGGGAUUUACGUCUGAUACCGGUUACGACCGGUAAUCUGCAAUACUGGAUUCAUGGACAGCUUGAAUUCGGUCAUGCGGGGAACUUGGCUGCUUCCGUUGCUCCGGGGAAGUUUAAUGAACGACAUAAACCCGGCCUUACCUUUUUCAUCGGUACCCCUCGUUGUCUUCAUCUCCCGUCAUCCGCCUAA